This is a messenger RNA of Scophthalmus maximus (turbot), 3173 nucleotides long. It is a transcript of the gene p4ha1b, whose product is annotated as prolyl 4-hydroxylase, alpha polypeptide I b. Gene Ontology annotation, molecular function: L-ascorbic acid binding; iron ion binding; procollagen-proline 4-dioxygenase activity. Gene Ontology annotation, cellular component: endoplasmic reticulum. Gene Ontology annotation, biological process: peptidyl-proline hydroxylation to 4-hydroxy-L-proline. The record is from RefSeq and is a predicted model, not a curated record. The transcript is spliced from 16 exons. NCBI's taxonomy places the organism in Eukaryota, Metazoa, Chordata, Actinopteri, Pleuronectiformes, Scophthalmidae. The coding region runs from base 159 to 1856 and encodes 565 amino acids.
CAUGUGAGGAUCUGCACGUAGCAGUCAGACGGUGACUCGCAGGAACCCAGCGCCGACCGCCAGAUGCCCAGCAGCACUGCGUCGGAGGAGCCGCGCCGAUAGGACGAGCCGAGGAGGACCCCUCCGUCAGACGUCACACUCCCGCGAACUCGUCCAGGAUGGAGCUGCUGUGUUGGUGCUUACUGAUGCUGAGCUGCCUGCCGUCGCUCGCAGCCCACAACGACUUCUUCACCUCCAUAGGCCAGAUGACCGAUCUGUUGUACACCGAGAAAGACCUGGUCACCUCUCUGAAGGACUACAUCAAAGCAGAGGAGAACAAGCUUGAGCAGGUCAAACGGUGGGCUGAUAAGUUGGAUUCGUUGACAGCCACGGCCAUGCAGGACCCCGAGGGCUUCCUGGGGCAUCCGGUGAACGCCUUCAAAUUGAUGAAGAGACUGAACACAGAGUGGAGCAGCCUGGAGAGCCUCGUCCUCAGUGACACCACUGAUGGGUUUAUUUCCAACCUGACCAUCCAGAGACAGCACUUCCCCACAGACGAGGACCAGACUGGGGCUGCCAAAGCGCUCCUCCGGUUACAAGAUACGUACCGACUGGAUGCCAACACCAUCUCUGUAGGAGACCUACCUGGCGUGAAACACAAGAGCCAAAUGACAGUAGAGGACUGUUACGAGCUGGGGAAAAUCGCCUACUCUGAUGUUGAUUACUACCACACGGAGCUGUGGAUGGCCCAGGCCCUGAGGCAGCUCGACCAGGGAGAAGAGUCCACUUUAGAUAAGGUGACGGUGCUCGACUACCUCAGCUACUCCAUCUAUCAGCAGGGGGAGAUAGAGCGAGCCCUGGAGCUGACAAUGAGACUGCUCGAACUGGACCCAGAGCACCAGCGUGCCACAGGCAACCGGAAAUACUUUGAGUUCCAGCUGGAGAAGCAGAAAAACGAAGCAGAGAAGGAAACUUAUACGGAGAAAGAGCUAGGGAAAAGGGAAACGGGCGAGGAGAAGAAGAAGUCCAAAAAGAAGGUGUCCAAUCACCUGAUACCUGAGAGGAAGAAGUACGAGAUGCUUUGUCGUGGGGAGGGCAUCAGAAUGACGCCCCGGAGGCAGAGCAGACUGUUCUGUCGUUACUAUGACAACAAACACAACCCCAAAUAUGUGCUGUCACCUGUCAAACAGCAAGAUGAGUGGGAUCGCCCUUACAUUGUCCGCUACCUUGACAUCAUUUCAGACAAAGAGAUGGAGAGGGUCAAGCAGCUGGCAAAGCCGAGACUGCGCAGGGCCACCAUCUCCAACCCCAUCACAGGAGUGCUGGAGACAGCUCCAUACCGGAUCAGCAAAAGGCGAGCCACGGUGCAUGACCCCCAAACUGGGAAACUCACUACAGCCCAAUACAGAGUCUCCAAGAGUGCGUGGCUCACUGGCUACGAAGAUCCCAUGAUUGAUACGAUCAACCAGAGAAUUGAAGACCUCACCGGGCUGGAAAUGGACACUGCAGAAGAGCUACAGGUUGCAAAUUAUGGCGUUGGAGGUCAAUACGAACCUCACUUUGACUUUGGAAGGAAAGAUGAGCCGGAUGCCUUUAAAGAGCUGGGCACUGGGAACCGCAUAGCAACAUGGCUUUUCUAUAUGAGUGACGUGGCAGCAGGCGGAGCCACCGUGUUCCCAGAUGUCGGUGCAGCAGUUUGGCCCCAAAAGGGUACGGCAGUGUUCUGGUACAACUUGUUUGCUAGCGGGGAGGGGGACUACAGCACCCGACAUGCAGCUUGCCCCGUGUUGGUGGGCAACAAGUGGGUAUCGAACAAAUGGAUCCACGAACGAGGCCAGGAGUGGCGGCGACCCUGUGGCCUAAGUGAAGAUGAAUGAUGGAAGAAGAAAUGUCCUCAUCACCUCCCUCUCCCCCAUCUCCCCUUCAUGGUGACCAAAGAACACUGCUGCAGAUCACAGAUGAUACAUGCGGAUACACGGGGUCCCGGCGGGCCCCCUCCCUCUCGACACAACACUCCUGUUUUUCCCAGCUGUUACACUCCGAGCCUGAGAUUGUUUGGGUUAGCGUGGAGCCCCUGGACAGUGUUUAGCAUUACUGUGACAGACAACAUGUCCUGUAGGUUGUCGGGUGGUUUUGAGAAACACUCCAGGUUCUUUCUUUGCACUCUGUGUGAACUCCAGCUCCGUGGUGAGGUAGCGGCUGUCAGCCCCCACCUCCUCCCUGACAGUUUGAACCUUAAAGGGACAGUUAGCAUUUUUACACAGGCCAGUCUGAUGUGUUGUAUUCCUUUCAUUUCAUUAGCAGAGAAUUUUGAACGUUUUUUUAAAUUUUUUAAUAUUUUUUAAAUAAAUAAUGAAAAUCCACAGUGGAUGUAAAACAAUAUCUCUGUGAAAUUAGAUGAUCCACUUUCAAAAGUUUAAAAUCUUUUUCUUGAAUAUAAUUUUUACAAAUAAUUGACAUACAGCAGGUUCACUAGUUUUCUCUCAUAUUUGCAAGUGGUGGCAAACACUUCCUCCUGUAACUUAGCAUUCAACAGUACAGUGAGUGUUAUGUAGGAAUGAAAGGACAUCUGAUCACAGACUUCAGUAUUAUUUUUGGUUUUAAAAAUAUUUUCUCCUUGAUGUUUUACAAACCAGAGCCGAUUUAUGUUGUAUGGCCAUACAUUAUCACAUACAUUAUCACAUACAUUAUCAUGUCACCGGGCUGCCUCAAAGCUGUAGUGUUGUUGUUUGUUUUUGUUACUCAUUUGAAUGAUCACACUAUGACAUAUUGUUAGAUUUGUUGUACUUGAACACACGGCGUAUACUAAUGCUUUGGCACACCAGACACACUCACACACAUCCACUAUGCUCCCCUUGAAUUGAAUAUUAUAUUUUUGCAAAUUUAAGUUUGUAUUUGUUCAUCCAUGUGUUUUGUAAGGAUCUGAAGACAACAGAGCGUGAACACCAGGGGAGCGGAGGAGCGGACUACAUACACUAGCCAAAUCCAUGACAUAUCUAAAAUACCUGUUUUGUUUUAAUAGAGCGGUGGAUUCUGUUUGGCUCGUAAGCAUGUGACCUGUGCUCCUCAGUGUGAGAAUAUAAUGGUCUUUCAAGGAAGAAGCAUUUUAUUUAUAUGUGCCACGUUAGUUUGUUUUUAAAUGGAAGUCUGGACUUGUUUGUUUCCCCCAAUAAAGACUGUUUUAUUGAUCUCAA